Messenger RNA from Pelmatolapia mariae (spotted tilapia), 645 nucleotides. Its product is annotated as SNARE_SNAP25N and SNARE_SNAP23C domain-containing protein. The transcript is spliced from 7 exons. Gene Ontology annotation, biological process: synaptic vesicle priming; exocytosis; synaptic vesicle fusion to presynaptic active zone membrane. Lineage: Eukaryota; Metazoa; Chordata; Actinopteri; Cichliformes; Cichlidae. The record is from RefSeq and is a predicted model, not a curated record. Bases 1 to 645 code for a protein of 214 amino acids. Gene Ontology annotation, molecular function: SNAP receptor activity; syntaxin-1 binding; voltage-gated potassium channel activity. Gene Ontology annotation, cellular component: plasma membrane; SNARE complex.
AUGGCUGCUAACGCAUGUUCAGACCCGCCCAUCCUCACAGAGCAGGAGGAGUUACAGAGAAGAGCCAAUCAGGUCACAGAUGAGUCACUGGAGAGCACGCGGCGGAUGGUUCAGUUGGUUGAGGAGAGUAAAGAUGUUGGGAUCAGGACUGUGGUGAUGUUGGAUGAACAAGGAGAGCAGUUGGAGCGAAUAGAGGAGGGCUUGGAUCAGAUCAACUCUGAUAUGAAGGAGGCAGAGAAAAACCUGACUGACCUGGGCAAGUGCUGUGGUCUCUGCUCCUGUGAUAAGCUAAAGGCUUUUGAGGAGAGUGGGGCAUACAAGGCAGUUUGGGGCGGAGCCUCAACCCAGGAUGGCGUUGUAGCCAAUCAGCCGCCGUCGUCUCGGGUCGUGGAUGAGAGAGAGCAGAUGAUUAUGAGUGGAGGAUACAUACGAAGGGUGACCGGCGACGCCCGCGAGGACGAGAUGGAGGAGAACCUGGCUCAUGUGGGCAGCAUCGUCGGAAAUCUGAAGAGCAUGGCCCUGGACAUUGGCAAUGAGCUGGAAACACAGAAUUCCCAGAUCGACCGCAUACAGGGCAAGGCUAAUCUCAACGUAACCCGAAUCAGCGCUGCCAACCAGAAGGCUACCAACCUCAUGAAACGAUAG